Hypanus sabinus (Atlantic stingray) is the source of this 1386-nucleotide messenger RNA. Its product is annotated as insulin-like growth factor-binding protein 4. Lineage: Eukaryota; Metazoa; Chordata; Chondrichthyes; Myliobatiformes; Dasyatidae. The record is from RefSeq and is a predicted model, not a curated record. The coding region runs from base 1 to 501 and encodes 166 amino acids. Gene Ontology annotation, biological process: regulation of insulin-like growth factor receptor signaling pathway. The transcript has 4 exons. Gene Ontology annotation, cellular component: extracellular region. Gene Ontology annotation, molecular function: insulin-like growth factor II binding; insulin-like growth factor I binding.
AUGGUCCCUGUCUCCCCCUCCCCGACUCUCUCCCUCUCCUCCCCUCUGUUGCCGACGAAAGCCGAACAUUACUGGGAGCUGGAGCACGCUGACGGCCCUCACAUCCCCUGCCACGCCUUCGACAAGAAGUGCAUCUCCAAGCACCUGGCCCGCAUCCGCGAGAAGACGCACACGAACGGGAGGUCCAAGGCCGUCCACAACCACGUCCACGUCCAGAACGAGCCACGGAUAAAGGCUCCUUGUCAAGGCGAGCUGGAGCGGGCGCUGCAGAAGUUUGCGAUGCUGCUGAGGCAGACCCACGAGACCCUGUACCGCAUCCCCAUCCCUAACUGCGACAGGAAGGGAUUCUACCACCCGAAGCAGUGUCACCCUUCCCUGGACGGACAACGUGGCAAGUGCUGGUGUGUGGACGUGAAGACGGGGGUGAAGCUCCUGGGGUCCCCGGAGGUUCAGUGGGACGUGGAUUGCCAGCUCUUCCUCGUGGGGCAGGCGCAGGACUGACGGGGGUGGUGGAGGGGGCUGCUGUAGCCGGGGCCUCGCGGAGCCUCCCACACACCCCGCCCGCCCCCCCCCCCACCUCCUCCCUCCGAGUAAUCUUUUGGUGCUGUUUUUGUAGAAGGGGUGAAUUGGAUCUGGUGCGGCAGCACAUCGAGUGGGCGGGAGUGCCUCUCGUCCCCCCCCCCACCCCAUCCCACAUUUAAAAAUGUUUCGCACACCUUCGUAUCUCUCUGCCGCUUACACGCUCCCAACAGGUCAGCUGGGGAAUUGGGCGCCUCGGCCGGGACCUGCGGGGUGGAGUGGAGUGGGGGUGGGCACGUCCGUCACACCCUGGGGUCCCCCACCCCCCACCCACCGUCGCUCCCUCCACCUGCUGACUCCUACUCUUUCACUCCUAGUGGUUGUGGGGGGUGGGGGGGGGGAGAGGGAAAUCCUCCCUCCCCGGAUAGUGGGCAGGUGGGCGAUCGCUCCGCGCCCCUUUCCCGUGCGCAAGCGUGAGGGGAGAGAGGCGGGAUAACCGUUACCCCGGACCCGCCGCCGAACGAGCGGAAAAGAAAGCACGAUGAUUAAAACACACACACAUACACACACACACACACACACACACACACACACACACACACACACACACACUCACACACACACACACACACACAGACACACACACACACACACACUCACACACAGACACACAGACACACACACACAGACACACACACACAGACACACACACACACACACACACACACUCACACACACACUCACACACACACACACACUCACACACAGACACACACACACACACACUCACACACACACACACACACACACACACACACACACUCACACACAGACACACACACACACACACACACACACACACACACA